Molecule: messenger RNA, 1779 nt
Organism: Priceomyces carsonii
Lineage: Eukaryota; Fungi; Ascomycota; Pichiomycetes; Serinales; Debaryomycetaceae
Gene: PUT2
Product: 1-pyrroline-5-carboxylate dehydrogenase
Exons: 1
Coding region: 1-1779 (592 amino acids)
Cellular component (GO): mitochondrial matrix
Molecular function (GO): L-glutamate gamma-semialdehyde dehydrogenase (NAD+) activity
Source: RefSeq, a predicted model, not a curated record
AUGUUGAGGUUCAUAUCUGCAGCUAUGGACCAAGCUGCCUUGAGAAGUGCAAGAUCAUACGGACUUGGUUCCAUCUAUUAUGGCUGUAAAUUGGUGGCUGCGCUGAAGGCAAUCAGGUCAGCUUCACAACUAGCACGCCCCCGUGUACUCCCGAAGUUAGAUAAUGAGCAUGUUAAGAGUUUCUCCUUCUCAGAGCAAAAGGAUUGGGAUUUGUUGCGUGCUUCUAUUACCAACUUGACUGACAACGGGGUGUUAGACAUUCCAUUAGUAAUUGGUGGAGAGAAAAUCUACAAGACAGAAACGCUUCCUCAAAUCAACCCAGCUAAGCGUGAGCAGCAAUUAGCUAACGUGUCACAGGCUUCUAAGGAAGAUGUCGCUGCUGCCAUUAAUGCUGCAAAGGAAGCUAAAGAUAAAUGGGCAGCUAUGCCAUGGGUUGACAGAGCUUCAAUUUUUUUGAAAGCGGCAGAUUUGAUUUCAACAAAAUAUAGGUAUGACUGCUUGGCUGCUACUAUGUUGGGUCAGGGUAAGAAUGUUUAUCAAGCCGAGAUUGACUGUGUUGCUGAGCUUAUUGAUUUCUUGAAAUUUAACGUGAAGUAUGCUGAGCAAUUAUAUGACCAACAACCCAUUGAGACAUCUCCUGGAGUAUGGAAUCGUGCUGAGUAUCGCCCGUUAGAAGGAUUUGUUUAUGCUGUCACUCCAUUUAAUUUCACGGCCAUUGCAGGUAAUCUUGUUGGUGCACCUGUUUUGAUGGGUAAUACUGUCGUUUGGAAGCCUUCAGCAACCGCAGCUUUAUCUAACUACAUUUUGCUUAAUAUAUUGGAAGAGGCAGGCUUACCCAAAGGUGUCAUUAACUUCGUACCAGGUGAACCAAAUGAAGUGACGGAUGUGGUAUUGAAAGACAAAGAUUUUGCUGCCUUGCACUUUACAGGGUCUACUGAUGUUUUUAAGAAAUUAUACUCAAAAAUUUCUGAUAAUGUUGCCGCUGAUAAGUAUCGUGAUUUUCCCAGAAUUGUGGGAGAGACUGGUGGUAAAAAUUUCCACUUGAUUCACUCUUCAGCAUCUGUUGAUCAUUCUGUUCUUUCCACCCUCAGAGGGGCUUACGAGUAUCAAGGUCAAAAGUGCUCUGCCACAUCGAGGUUGUAUGUUCCAGAAUCUAUCUGGCCACAAUUCAAAGAAAAAUUGGUUAGUGCUAUUCAGACAAUUGAAAUCGGAAACACUUCAGAUCCAGCCGGCUUAAACGCAUUUAUGGGUCCUGUUAUUCAUGAACAAUCGUUCGACAAAAUUUCAGCUGCCAUAGAAGAAGCUGAAAAUGACUCUGAACUCACGAUAUUACAAGGUGGCAGAAGUGAUAAAUCUAAGGGAUUCUAUAUUCAGCCAACAUUGGUGCAAACCACCAAUCCUAAACACAAGUUUAUGUCCCAAGAAUUCUUUGGUCCACUCUUGACUGUCUAUGUUUAUCCAGACAAUCAAUACGACUCAAUAAUAGAGACCAUUAAUACAUCCACUAAAUAUGGAUUGACAGGUUCCAUUUUUGCUAGGGAUCGUAAUGCAAUAAGAUUGGCAGAAGAAGGACUUAGGUUUGCUGCUGGUAACUUUUAUAUCAAUGAUAAAUGCACUGGAGCAGUUGUAGGUCAGCAAUGGUUCGGAGGUGCCAGGGCUUCUGGAACUAACGAUAAAGCAGGAAGCGGGAACAUUUUAACAAGAUUCACUUCUAUAAGAAGUGUUAAAGAGAACUUUUAUGAGUUGAACGAUUUCAAAUAUCCAUCAAACUACAAGUAA